AUGAAGUGUUCGGAGUCCUCACGUAGGUUCCGGAAAAACUCUGACAGAUACGAAAUUUACGACAUUGACCCUCCCCAUAUGGAAGUUGGUCGAGGCAGUACACCACAAGGGCUGCCUAGAAUUCCAGUCAAAACAAUUACACUUGACACAUUUGAUAAUUAUUCAGAAAAUAUUCGAAGGGCAGAUGCUUUGAGAUAUUUUGUCCUCUAUGAAUAUGGUGGUAUCUAUGCAGACCUUGAUAUGGAGAGUUUGAAAUCCCUGAACCCUCUCAUUAUGAAAUAUUCAUGUUUUGUUGGACAAGAACCUUAUGAGCAUCCAAUCCUAGAUUCCAAUUUUGAACACUUGGUCAUCAAUGCCAUUAUGGGUUGCCGAAAAAAUCAUCCAUUUAUGUUAAAAGUGAUGAAAAGUUUGCCGGACUUCUCUCAUAUGUGGAAUGUCCUUGAUAGCACAGGCCCACACUUUUUGACUCUGAACUAUCGACAAUACGUUCGUGAUGCUAACGUUUCACCAGAUGACAAAGAUGGUGUUUAUUUGGCUCCUGCCGAGUAUUUUUUCCCUACAAUUGACCCCGCCAAGUUUUUCUGGAUGCGAACACAAUGUGGCCGCCCACACAAGCUCACAAGCAUUCAGAAAGACGCUUGCAAAAGCCUGAAAAUUAAAGGCAUCAAACGGCAGAUAUCAUCCAUUUCAUUUGCUACACACCACUGGAUCCAUACCUAUCUGGAUCUAAGUAUUACACUAAAAGGACCCGUAGAUAUUCAUACAGUGGUUCCUCAAGUGAAAAUUUAUAAGCAAAACAUGAUGCCCGGUCAAAAGUGA
This is a messenger RNA of Acanthosepion pharaonis, 819 nucleotides long. The record is from the annotation of a GenBank genome assembly. NCBI's taxonomy places the organism in Eukaryota, Metazoa, Mollusca, Cephalopoda, Sepiida, Sepiidae.